Messenger RNA from Quercus robur (English oak), 897 nucleotides. Its product is annotated as protein CURLY FLAG LEAF 1. Gene Ontology annotation, molecular function: protein binding. NCBI's taxonomy places the organism in Eukaryota, Viridiplantae, Streptophyta, Magnoliopsida, Fagales, Fagaceae. The record is from RefSeq and is a predicted model, not a curated record. The transcript is spliced from 2 exons. The coding region runs from base 165 to 725 and encodes 186 amino acids.
GGAACAAAUCCCCUUUCACUUAGCACCACUCUAUUGCCCUUCCCCUAAUCUCUCAUUCUCUCUCUCUCUCUAUCUCUCUUCCUUUCUUAGACUUAUAUUUUUUUUUUUUUUCAUUGUAGAACAUAUAUUCUGGGAUUUGAUUUGUUGUCACAUAAGAAGAAGUAAUGACAGCUCCAAACAUGGCGGCCAUUACUGCUUCUUUAGAGAGGUCUCUUAAGAACUGUUCGCUAAACCAACAAACAAGAGGUGGCUCAGGUUCAGGUUUAGCCAGAAGACAAGGAGUUUCAUCAAGCUCUGAUGAGACACCGGAUAAUCAUGUUCCUAAUUCAGAUACUGCCUUAGAGCUCAACUCCAAUAUCUCUCUCCCUUACCAUUGGGAACAAUGCCUCGAUUUGAAGACAGGGGAGAUUUACUAUAUAAACUGGAGGAACGGUAUGAAAGCAAGAGAUGAUCCAAGAACAACACCAGAAUACAGCGGAGAUUUCUACACAGAAGACGACAGCUCAUGUGACAGUGAGGAAUCUUCGUCAGAGUACUCUUCUCCUCCAGAUUCCUCGAGAGAGCACUACCGGGUAGAUCAGAAAGACCAUAAAGACCAUGUUUUGGUUGUGGCUGGGUGCAAGAGCUGUCUCAUGUAUUUCAUGGUGCCCAAACAGGUCGAAGAUUGCCCCAAAUGUUGUGGUCAACUUCUCCACUUUGAUCGAUCCGAAAAUGGAUCUCCGUGAAUGAGUUUUCUGAUCUGAUUUUUUGUCCUUAUCUUUUCUUUUUUCUUUUUUUAAUUUGAAACAAAAAAAGAAAAAAGAAAGGAUUCCCUUGCGUUUUUUUUUUUUUUUUUUUUUUUGAAAAGUUUCAUUGUGGAUUGAUGAAAUGCUAGACAAAUGGGUUGAGUUAUUAUUA